This is a messenger RNA of Thelazia callipaeda (thelaziosis nematode), 2787 nucleotides long. Lineage: Eukaryota; Metazoa; Nematoda; Chromadorea; Rhabditida; Thelaziidae. The record is from the annotation of a GenBank genome assembly.
UUAUCUGAAGACAACUUUCUUGCUAAUAAAGAUAAAGAAUAUCAACAAAUGUAUUCUUUCAAAUACUGUCAAGGCAUAUUACUCAAUUUACUGGUAGAAAUAAAUUUUGGGCUUCAUUUUACUCUUGCAGUAAGAAGUAACUGUGAUGAGACCAAUGAAAAUUAUUGCGAGAAUGGUGGAACAUGCGUUAGCAUUGAUGAUGGUGAUUACGAAUGCAUAUGUUUGAACGGCUACGUGGGAAAAAAUUGUUCCCAAAAUACAAACGAUUGUUUAGAAAAUUUGUGCGCAGCUGGAAGUACUUGCAUUGAUGGCAUGUCCAAAUACACUUGCGUUUGUCCACCAGGCAAAAUGGAAAAAAUAUAUUGCACUGUGAGAAUAAAACACUGGUCAUUAUUGUUUAUUUCAGGUUUGUUUUGUCAUUUAGAUGACCCUUGCAUAGAUCAGCCUUGUAGAAGUGGAGCUGAGUGUGUAGCAGAUACCGCUAAUGGCGAUUUCUCUUGUAACUGUAUGAAAGGUACUAAAGGUCAAGAUUGUGCAACGGACAUAAACGAGUGUGAAGAGUCGGAUAACUUAUGCUUUAAUGGUGGAAUAUGUGUAAAUACUUUUGGUUCGUGGUAUUGUGAUUGUCCUCUUGGCUAUAGUGAUCCAUACUGCAUGACACAUUCUAGUAAAUGUGAACCGAAUCCUUGUCUGAAUGGUGCAUCAUGUCUUGAUUACGCUAGUUAUUAUGAAUGUAUCUGUCAAGAUGGAUACUAUGGAAAGAAUUGUGAGAAGAAUUGUCCUACAGGAGUCAAAGGUCGAGUGUGUAAGCAGCAUCGAAUUUCAUUGAAUAACAACUAUCUAGAAGAAUUAUUCGAAGAGCAAAUCUGCACACUUCAAAAUUGUUCAGCAAAAGCUGGCAAUGCAAUAUGUGAUUCAGAAUGCAACUAUCCAAAGUGUCAUUAUGAUGGUUACGAUUGCAGUGCUCACGUAGAACCGUUUCGUCACUGUCCACUUCCAAGAUUUUGUGCUCGAGUAUUUAAAGAUAAUAAGUGUGAUCCGGUUUGCAAUAGUAUGGAAUGUUUAUGGGAUGGAUUUGAUUGUGAUACAAAGAGCAGUUUAUGUGUGUCGGAAGAAUAUUGCUCAAUUCGAUUCAAUGACGGCUACUGUGAUCGAGAAUGCUUUUCUCCAGAGUGCUACUACGAUGGCUUUGAUUGCACACAACAAAUAGAAUAUAAUAGGUUAGAAGGCAAUUUGAUAUUAACGAUUUUGAUUAAGCCUGAAGAAUUUUCAAAGCGUGCAUCUGUCUUGCAGUUCACUUUGAGCCUUAGCUUACAGGCAAGAGUCACUAUUGCUGUUGAUGAGGAAAAUCAACAACGGUUAUAUCUAUCGAAGAUUGAAAGCAAAGGAAGUACUUUAUAUGGUACAAGAUUAUACUUAAAUGUCGAUACAAAGCAGUGUCAAAGCAAAGAACAUUGUGAAAGCAAAAUAACUGAUAUGGAGAAAGUUACUAAUUUUAUAGGUGCAUUGAGCUCGAAAAAGAUGUUUCAUCGUAUUGAUGCACCAAUUUAUGCUGCUGAAACUGAUCCUAAAUUCAAGAGCAAGAGUUGGAGAAAAUGGAUACUUUAUAUAUUGUCUGCUUUAGUCUCACAGAUUUUUAUGGCCUUUGUAUUACUUUCAUUACAUAAAAAUUUUAAAAAAAAUGCUACCAAAAAAAAACAAAGAACAGUUCAUGUAACUGGAACUUGGUAUCCGCCUACUUUAGAUACUUAUUGUUCUCAGAAUCUGUUCACUCCAAAACUCCAAAUUAAUUCAAAUGGCAUUUCGGAAACUGAAAAAAAUCAGCAGACGGAGAAUUUCAUUGAAAUUAGCGUAAAAUCACUUGAACCAGAGGCGCCGAGUGAAAGACGAUGGACUACACUUCAUGAUCAGGCCAUGGACUACUUUCCCAUCACUUUUCCGGUAAAUAAAUCACUAUUAAGUAUUAAAACGACUGAGGGAAGAACAGCUAUGAUGCUAACAGCUUUAAAUCAGAUGAAAUCUGAAGAAGUUAGUUGUUCUGAUGUGGAAAAUUUAUUCUUGUCUGGUGCGCUUAUCGAUGAAGAGGACGAUUAUGGCCAAACUGCGCUAAUUUUGGCAAUUAAGGCUGGACGUGCUGAAGUCGUAAAAUGUCUUUUACGCCUUGGUGCACACGUGACAGAUGUAGAUGAUUAUAAUCGAACUACACUCCACCACGCUGCUUCGAUCAAUGCUUCUGAUAUUCUUCGUCUGUUGCUUGAAGCACAAGAAAUUGAGGUUUAUUUUGUAGAUGCAAUUGAUGAUUCGGACUGCAGUCCAUUAAUGACAAUCGCAAAACUUGGCUAUCGAAAUCCUGAAGCUGCUGCUUUGUUAAUUGACGCUGGAGCAGAUAUUAACUGCGCUGGUAAUCAUAUUAAUGGUGAAAAGUAUAUUGGUAGAACAGCGCUUCAUUAUGCUGCAAUGCAAAGUAAUCAAGAGUUAGCUCGGUACUUGGUAGAACGAGGCGCUAAUUUAAAUAUUCAAGAUCAAAUGGGACAAACUCCGCUAUUUUUGGCUGCAUCUCAAGGCCACGUUGAAAUCGUACAUCUUUUGGUGAUGGCAGGUGCUCGACGAUGCAUUCCGGAUAACAUGGAUCAAACUCCGGAGGCUAUUGCUGCUCAUAAGGAGUACAAAGAAGUUGUUGAUUAUUUUGUUAGUCUUCGGGCACUAAAAAAUGAUUCAAGUUCAAGCAGUCAUCAAACCUCAAAUUCUACUACACCCGAAGAUCCUGAAAAAGUAGGAGAUUUUUAA